This is a messenger RNA of Trichoderma gamsii, 1224 nucleotides long. Its product is annotated as ribonuclease Trv. Gene Ontology annotation, cellular component: extracellular region. NCBI's taxonomy places the organism in Eukaryota, Fungi, Ascomycota, Sordariomycetes, Hypocreales, Hypocreaceae. Gene Ontology annotation, molecular function: ribonuclease T2 activity; RNA binding. Bases 1 to 1224 code for a protein of 407 amino acids. The record is from RefSeq and is a predicted model, not a curated record. Gene Ontology annotation, biological process: RNA catabolic process. The transcript has 2 exons.
AUGGCGUUGCGGCAUCUCGUCUUUGGAGCGGCCUGGGCCGGAUCUGCGGUGGCAGCCUCAGUAACAUGCGCAUCUAAUUUGCCGCUGAGUUGCCAAAACACCACCGCCGUCAGCAAUACUUGCUGCUUCAACUAUCCGGGUGGCCAGCUUCUUCAGACGCAAUUCUGGGACACCAAUCCAUCCACGGGUCCCAGCAACUCAUGGACUGUCCACGGCCUUUGGCCAGAUAAUUGCGAUGGAACCUUUCAGCAGAAUUGCGACGCAUCAAGAGCGUAUACCAACAUUUCGGCAAUUCUGGCAAAAUCAGCGCCUUCUACGCUCUCGUUUAUGCAGACAUACUGGAAGGAUAUUUCGGGCAACGACGAGAGCUUUUGGGAGCACGAGUUUGGCAAGCACGCCACAUGUAUCAGCACCCUUGAUCCGGAUUGCUACACCAACUAUCAGCCAACGCAAGAAGUUGGCGACUUCUUCACGCGAACCGUGAGCUUGUUCCAAAGUCUUCCCUCGUACGACUGGCUUUCUGCGGCUGGAAUCGUGCCUUCGAAAACCGCCACAUAUACUUUGGCGGCCAUCCAGGCUGCUCUCACUGCGCACCACGGCCACAACGUCGUCAUCAACUGCGACAAUGGCGAGCUGAAUGAGCUCUGGUAUCAGUUCAACGUCCGCGGGUCUGUUCAAAGUGGCACAUUUACUCCCGUUGACCCCGUUGGCUCUGCUUCCACUUGUCCCAAGACGGGCAUCAAAUAUCUGCCGAAAUCUGGUAGCAGUGCGCCUACGACGACUUUGAAGACAACUUCCAAGACAGCGUCAAGCACUAAGAGCUCCGGCGCGGGAUCCACCCCUCCACCGGGAGGAGUUCUGUCGGGUAAAGGAGUCCUGUCUGUCGAUACCUCCAGCACGACUGGCGAUGGUUUCUUGAUCAGCAGUGGAGCAUGGUAUCGCGCUGGCGGUACUCCGGCUACUUACACUGCCACGCCAAAUUCCGACGGCUCUACCUUUUCACUCAGCUCCAGCAAAGGAAAGUGUGCUAUCCUGAGUGACUCUUCUUUGAGUUGCGGCAGCUCAGUCUCUACUGCCAGCGGCUUUGCCUACGAUGGCACGCACCUGACUUACCAGGGAUCGGCCAAGUUUUAUGCUGCCGCAUCUCCAAGUGGACAAGCUCAGGGCACAGUUUUCACGAGCACUAAGGCUGUUUCUCUGGCAAUUGCGUGGAAUCCUCAAUAG